GGAUAUAGACCUGCAGCUAACUGGAUUUGAUUUAUAAAAGGGAGAUCUGCAGUCGAUGCCCACUCUUGUCACACUGCUGUUAUGGAAAACAGAAUGGUCCAUGGGAUAUGGUUUGAUAAAUAGUGAUGAUUGAAGAUGCUGCUUCAAUACAUGUGAAAUCAAUGGGAGAUACUUGCUACAUGAAGCUCUUUCGCAGCUUUUCUCAACAAGUUUCCCUCUAAGAAAUUGGAGGCAUAUUCUACCAUUUUAAGGUCUUUUUCAAGUGGAUAUAAAUACAUUUGCCUCACGGUAACCAGACAACGAGACAACUAAUGUGGGACCAUGGCACUGCCCAGAUGCAUGUGGCCAAACUAUGUCUGGAGAGCAGUGAUGGCAUGCUUGGUACACAGGGGAUUGGGUGCCUCGUUGACUAUCUGGGUGUUGGGAUGUCUGCUUCAGGCUGGCCAUGUGCAAUCACAAAAAUUGGAUGACGUGGACCCACUGGUGACGACCAACUUUGGCAAGCUAAGAGGGGUUAAGAAGGAACUCAAUAAUGAAAUUUUGGGGCCUGUUAUUCAGUUUCUUGGGGUUCCAUAUGCGGCCCCACCAACAGGGGAGCAUCGAUUUCAGCCUCCGGAACCACCGUCUCCCUGGUCAGAUAUCAGGAAUGCCACUCAGUUUGCUCCUGUGUGUCCUCAGAAUAUCAUCGAUGGCAGGUUGCCAGAAGUCAUGCUUCCUGUGUGGUUUACUAAUAACCUGGAUGUGGUUUCCUCAUAUGUACAAGACCAGAGUGAAGACUGCCUAUAUUUAAACAUAUAUGUUCCAACUGAGGAUGUAAAAAGAAUAUCCAAGGAAUGUGCCAGAAAGCCCGGCAAGAAAAUAUGUAGAAAAGGAGGUCCCCUUACAAAGAAACAGACUGAUGAUUUAGGUGAUAAUGACGGUGCUGAAGAUGAAGAUAUUCGGGACAGUGGGGGUCCCAAACCAGUGAUGGUGUAUAUCCAUGGUGGCUCAUAUAUGGAAGGUACUGGAAAUUUAUAUGAUGGGAGUGUCUUGGCAAGCUAUGGCAAUGUGAUCGUCAUCACAGUCAACUAUCGACUUGGGGUACUUG
Carlito syrichta (Philippine tarsier) is the source of this 1087-nucleotide messenger RNA. Its product is annotated as neuroligin-1-like. The transcript is spliced from 4 exons. Lineage: Eukaryota; Metazoa; Chordata; Mammalia; Primates; Tarsiidae. Gene Ontology annotation, molecular function: neurexin family protein binding; signaling receptor activity. The annotation marks the transcript as partial. Gene Ontology annotation, cellular component: synapse; postsynaptic specialization membrane; cell surface. The record is from RefSeq and is a predicted model, not a curated record. Gene Ontology annotation, biological process: chemical synaptic transmission; modulation of chemical synaptic transmission; presynaptic membrane assembly.